Molecule: messenger RNA, 1194 nt
Organism: Darwinula stevensoni
Lineage: Eukaryota; Metazoa; Arthropoda; Ostracoda; Podocopida; Darwinulidae
Source: the annotation of a GenBank genome assembly
AUGGGCAACGUGUGCGCCACUCCAUCUCCGGCAGAGUGGCGCGCAAACGAGAAAUUUCCCUUCCGCGAGAUGGGAGGGACGGGAAAGAAGACAUUCUCUGUCAGAAGAGAGGCCGGAGUGUGGAGGUGGAUUAGUCGUCGUCCUCGAGAUGAGGUGGAGCGUGAGCUUGAAAUGAUUGUGAUGUGCGAAGUGGACAUCUGCCAUCAUAGUCCGGAAGAGACUGCGGCCGAGACAGACACAAUACCCGGUAAUGACAUCUUGCCAGCCUUGGGAACUGAAUCCAGCCUGGGAUUGUAUGUAGUAUCUCCCAUUUUGAGACCGAUACGCCUGGGUACACCCUCACCGCCGGAGUCCCGAAUACCCCGCUUCCAUCCACGCACUCGAACCCCACCUACGUCGAAGUCCUCUGGCUACUUCUUCUGUUCCAAUGGGGUAAUCUCGGAUCUGAAGUUCGGGAAUAAGCCCAAUGCGACGAAGAGGGUCGAGAAGCCCAAUACAACGAAGAGGGUCGAGAAGUUCAAUACAGGGAAGAGGGUUGAGAAGCCCAAUACGGCGAAGAGGAAUGAGAAUCCCAAAGCGGAUUCAGAUCGUGAAGAAUCUUCAAUCGCCAUCAAUUCAACAGUCGAUGACGACGCCUCCCUCUCUUCUUCAUCCAGCAGCAGCAGCGCUGGUCCACCGCCUCAAGACCCGGAGAAAGGAAUGCCCCUAGCCCCAUUCGCAGCAUCUUUAUUCGCACUUCGUGGAGAAGCCGGAGGUUUAACUCGACAAACUUGGUCAAAGAAGGCCGAUUUCCUUCUCUCCAUCAUUGGAUUCGCUGUCGACCUUGCCAACGUCUGGAGAUUCCCAUUCCUCUGCUACAGAAACGGCGGGGGUGCCUUCCUUAUUCCUUACAUGUUGAUGUUGGUCUUCGGUGCGAUGCCACUCUUCUACAUGGAGCUCGUCCUCGGCCAAUACAAUCGUCAGGGACCAAUUUCAGUAUGGAAAAUCUGUCCGAUCCUCAAAGCCAAGGAUGUCGCUUUCUCAUGUUUUAAGAAUCACAUGAAGCAACUCUUGGCAAAGAGCAAGGAACAGAUCGACGAUCGCAAUCGAGCGACUGAGCUGGGAGUGAAUCUGCACCAGUAUCGCUUAUCAAUCCUCUCACAGUUAGAACAGGAAGCCACGACGGUCAUAUCCCCUGAGAAAUGUCACCAAUAG